Molecule: messenger RNA, 1632 nt
Organism: Naegleria fowleri
Lineage: Eukaryota; Heterolobosea; Eutetramitea; Acrasida; Naegleriidae
Exons: 2
Coding region: 1-1632 (543 amino acids)
Molecular function (GO): protein binding
Source: RefSeq, a predicted model, not a curated record
AUGUAUCUCACUCUCAAGUCUGCGAUCGAUUAUGUCAAAACUGGUCAAGCAGAAAUCCUUCAGCCAUUCAUCAAUGAUUUAUCUUCUUUUAUUAAUGAAUGUAAACAGAUCACUGGAUAUGAAACAUUGUUAUACAAGGCGUGUGACAGGGAGCAUGUGGAAGUUGUCAAAUUAUUAUUACAAGUGAAAGGAAUUGAUGUCAAUAAGGGAUUGAAUUCUCCUCUCUAUAUUGCUUGUAAACACAAUAAUAUGGAAAUUAUUCAUUUAUUACUUUCUCAUCCGAAUAUUAUUGUUGACCAUCGAGCAUGUUCGGUUGCCAUUAAUGAACAUGGAAUUGAUUUGGAAGCGCUUCAAUUGAACAUAAAGAUGUCAAGCUCUGUAUUGAAUGAUCCAGCCAAUUCAAGAAAAUUUAUUUAUGCCAAAUUUUAUAAUUAUCAACAUUUAAGGCAAGUGCCACUUGUCAACAAGUCGGAUCGUGACACAUUAUUUGAGGGUUCUACAACAAGUAAUAUUGUCGCCUUUACGCCUCUCGUUAAGCUUAUGGCUCCUUCUUUCUAUACAAAAGUUUUGACAAAUAAGGAAUUUAUUGAAUCACUCGAUUUUACGGAAGAACAAAUUGUACAAAAUAUCAUUGAUUCAUUAAUUUAUGGAGGCCCAAAUGAUUUGUCUUCCAUUACUAAUACUCAUACUACUAACGAAAAAACUGAAAAUACUCUCUCACCCCUCGAAUCUCUAAAAUUGAAAAUGAAAGUCGUUUUUAUUUUAAAUCAAGUGGAGGGGGAUUUCAAGAAACUCAAAAUCGAAGCAGUCAAAUCAGUAAUUUCACAAGUGAAAUUUGAAAAUAUUUUACAUGUUCUUGAUUUGAUUCACAUCAUGUUGCAAAGAGAGCUCAAAUACUUCUUUGAACAAGAUUCUACUACUAACUCGGAAUCUUUGUGUCACAACACCAAUAAUAACAACACUCGAUGUGCAUUUAGAAAAAUCAAAGAAUAUUGUCUCGACUAUAUUGGAACCAAUGCCGGACAUGAUGAAGGUUAUUCGAUUUAUGUGGAAAAUGAUGAACGAAUGACUCAAUAUGCCAUGAGUGUCAUUAAGAGAAAAACGAUCCAACCUCAGAGUAUUAAUGAAGCACCCUUCAUGAUUUCUAAUACUCUAUUUUUUGACUUGUAUCAUAGUGGAAACACCGAUUUUGAAAUCAAGUUGAUGAGUGGAAAGACUGUCAAAUGUCAUAAAACAGUACUGAGCUCAAAAAAUCCCUUCUUUGAAUGUCUAUUUUCUGGGAAUUGGCUAUUGGACCUUGAAGAAAAAUAUACAGACGAAAUGGAAUACAUUGUUCAAUAUUGCUAUGGAUUUGUCGAACAACCAUCUCAACACCUUGUUGUGCCUCUCAUCAAGAAAGCUCAUGAACAUGAUAUGAAAGAUCUUGUGGAAAUACUCGUUCGAAAAGAAUUGAGUCUUACAUUGGACAAUUUUGCAUACGUGGUUGAAGAAUUAAGUGCCUAUUUGGAAGAACCAGCAUUUGAGCAAGUAAUAUUCAAGUUUGCUUGUCAAAAUAGAAUGCUUUUGUACGGAAAAGUGGAUCCUCAGGCUUUGCCUCCAAAAUUGCAACUCUGUUUGGCAUACGAACAGUAA